AUGGAACAGGAAAUUCACAGAAUAUGGCUGCUCGUCUCUGAACUCUCGGAGCAAUUGAACCAGAACAACAGAGUGGCAGCUGAUUUACAAGCCCAGAUCCACACACUCAAGGAGCAAGCUGACGCUACCUCCAAAUCAACAAAACUGAGUCGGUAUAACACGGACAUCUCGAAUGAACUCUUCCAUUCGGAGCUCGAGAGGUCAACUGUGGCCCAAAUCAUCGAAAAUCAAGGUCUCUUGCAGGAGAAUCGACAGCUCACCGCGCUCAUGACUGAGUACGAACAAACAUUGGAGACUAUCAUGACCAAGUUUCGACAUUAUACGGCACCGGCAAUAGAGAAAGAGGUCGCACUCCGUCGCCAUUACGAGGGAAUCCUUGCAGCAAGCGAAGACCAACAAUCUACGCAGACAUACAACCUCCACGCUCUUAGCCAAUCGCUCCAGCAACUACAAGUUCUGCUUCAGAUGGCACUGAAGAAUGAGCAAGGGGUCGGCCUCGACUCAUUGGACGAGAUCAGCUCCCUACAGGCCAAUUCAUUGGAGAUUGAACCAGCCAGUGCCACUGCAAUGGAUACAACUUCUAACGAACUGCCGGAGGAGGGCGUCAAUUGGGCAGUCGAACGUGAAGUGGAGAUUGCCCGGCUUGAAAAGGAGAACGAAGAGCUAAGACGGCAGCUAGGCAUACUAGAGGGUCCCGACGACAAGGAAUCCGAGAGGGAAAUGUCACCAUUCUCGUCCCAACGACACAGUCGAGCGUCAUCCACCCCCUUUGGCUCUGGAUUUACAACAUCCUCAAUUCAAAAUUCUCAACCUUCUUCACUUGGACCUAAUCCAUUUUCGCCGGCAUAUCCCGGUGCUCAAGGAUAUAAUCCACCACCGAGCUUCCAACAAGAGCGUAAGUUCAAUCCUCCUCCUCGAGGUGGGCCAAUCGGACCGCCACCCCCUCAGAUUGCCCCACGCAACAAGUUCCCAGAAAGCAAUCUCGGUGGGAGACAACAACCUGCAUUUCCAAACUUUUUUCGGGGGGCCCCGCCCGCGCGAGGAGAUCGACUAGACCUCGCGGGCGGACAACCACCUCUUCUAUAG
Molecule: messenger RNA, 1086 nt
Organism: Serendipita indica DSM 11827
Lineage: Eukaryota; Fungi; Basidiomycota; Agaricomycetes; Sebacinales; Serendipitaceae
Source: the annotation of a GenBank genome assembly